Gadus chalcogrammus (walleye pollock) is the source of this 10345-nucleotide messenger RNA. It is a transcript of the gene mink1, whose product is annotated as misshapen-like kinase 1. The record is from RefSeq and is a predicted model, not a curated record. The coding region runs from base 1562 to 5467 and encodes 1301 amino acids. Gene Ontology annotation, molecular function: ATP binding; protein kinase activity. Gene Ontology annotation, biological process: protein phosphorylation. Lineage: Eukaryota; Metazoa; Chordata; Actinopteri; Gadiformes; Gadidae. The transcript is spliced from 31 exons.
UCUUUAAAUAACACUUACCAAAUGAUGAUAGUGCUGCAUUUAUUUAUUUUAAUUGUACUUAAUCUAUUUAACAAUGGUUUCUUCCCAAUCGAUUUUAAGUAUGAGAAUGUUUACACAUGAUGAUUUUCGGACCAUUGUUUGUACCAUGGACCUAUCGUACGGGCUAUCUUCUAGCGUUCUGUUCGCAUCGAAAAGUCAUCGCACAAGUUUGCCAUUGGGUUCAGGUUAUUUAUCCCUGAGUAAGCGCCGUAGUGGUGAGGAAGGGAGUACUUGAGGAGUGUCGAUCAGGGCAGCCAAUCGUAUCUGCAGCCUGACCGGAGCACGCCCACUGCGCUGGGGCGUAAAGGAGACAAGGACCAGUGUUGCCAGAUUUGGCCAUAUUUCCCGCACAUUCUAGCGAAACUGGCUGCAGCGCUAAAUCGGGCCCAAUCUGGCAACACUGAAAUAGACAUCAAAACACGUCGUGAUAUGAAGUGGACCGCCGCUGGUUGAAGUUACGGCGACGCAAUGACGCGCAACCUUGGAUUAUACACUAGAAGUUGGUGAAACUUGGGAUAUUUUUUUGUUUUUGGGCCAAUUGUUUUGAAGGAGAAACGUUGAAGGUGCAGAAGUAGAAGCUGCUGACCAAAAAACAACAACAUGGGACGAGAGGGAAAGUUGACGGUUGGGAGGUUUAGCUCGGUAGCUCCUCGGCUAGCUCGGUCAUAACGUCACACAUUCGCACCUGACUCCAGAUCCAAAUUUUCUCCUUUGUCCGAUUCCGAAUCGAAUCGAUAUUAAAGUGCUUUCAAGUUGUACCUCAUCCUUAUCAAAUAUCAAACCCACCAACGCGUACAAAUUCCAAUCCUGGUUGUAUUUACUUCGUAAAUCUUUGGCGUAGAGACGAGAAUCGGGACGUUUCAUCGGCGCCAUCACUCCAGACGUCUUCACAUGAUAGACAUUGUUUUGCACAGAGGUAACUAACUCCACUCGAUCGAUAUUACAUCUCAGGUGCAUCGGGUGUACUAGCGGGCGACUCGGACGUCUCCGUACACCUCCUCUGCGGGGCUGUCAUGAAGCAGCAGCGGCGGUGCGUCAUGUGCGUAAAAUGAACGCAGUAGCAGCAAGGUGUUUAUCAACGCUGGAUGUGCGUUACAACACUGAAGCCCUUCGUUUUUCAGUUUCCAUCGCAUUCAACAGCUAACCCUCCAACGCUGCCAGGCUACACCACUGGUGUCUAUCAUUCGUGUUUUCGUAGGCGGAAUUGCCGUAAGGGAAGGGUGGACGUUUUCGUAUUUGUCAGGUAAGACACACGACACAUAAUAACGCGUAUAGCGGUGAUUAGGAGAGUUAGGAGCCCUGGGUGCGUCUGCCUGCACAGUCUGCGGAUCUGCGGCGGCGAUGUGGUCGCGGGUCUAAAGCUGUUUUUUCAGCCGCAUCACACCCAUUUGGACCAUCGAUUGUUUUCAAUGUCUUUCUGAGAGGCGGUGGUUUGGACGAGCACAGGCGACCACCUAGAAUAGGCUUCUUCGUUUUUAUUUUUCCGGCUAACUUGUGAGCUGACCGUCCAAGUUUUGCAGCCAUGUCUGAAAACGCCCCCACACGAAGCCUGGACGACAUAGACCUUGCAGCUCUGAGGGAUCCAGCUGGGAUCUUCGAGCUUGUCGAGGUCGUAGGAAAUGGCACCUAUGGGCAGGUGUACAAGGGCCGUCAUGUCAAGACGGGCCAGCUGGCCGCCAUCAAGGUGAUGGAUGUGACGGAGGAGGAGGAGGAGGAGAUCAAGGCAGAGAUCAACAUGCUAAAGAAAUACAGCCACCAUCGCAACAUCGCCACCUACUACGGCGCCUUUGUUAAGAAGAGCCCACCAGGACAUGACGAUCAACUCUGGCUGGUGAUGGAGUUCUGUGGCGCCGGUUCUGUGACCGACCUGGUGAAGAACACCAAAGGAAGCUCUCUGAAGGAGGACUGGAUCGCCUACAUCUGCAGAGAGAUCCUCAGGGGUCUGGCACACCUCCACGCCCAUAAAGUCAUCCACAGAGACAUCAAGGGUCAGAAUGUCCUGCUCACAGAGAACGCUGAGGUCAAACUGGUGGACUUUGGCGUGAGUGCACAGCUGGACCGCACCGUGGGUCGGAGGAACACCUUCAUCGGCACGCCAUACUGGAUGGCACCGGAGGUCAUCGCCUGCGACGAGAACCCGGACUCCACAUACGACUACAGGAGCGAUAUCUGGUCGUUGGGAAUCACAGCUAUCGAGAUGGCCGAGGGAGCUCCGCCACUGUGUGACAUGCACCCAAUGAGAGCACUCUUUCUGAUUCCCAGGAAUCCUCCUCCCAAACUCAAAUCCAAGAAGUGGUCAAAGAAGUUCAUGGAUUUCAUCGAGGGCUGCCUGGUGAAGACCUACCCCAGCCGCCCGUCCACGGAGCAGCUCCUGAAGCACUCCUUCAUCAGGGACCAGCCCACCGAGCGGCAGGUCCGCAUCCAGCUCAAGGACCACAUCGACCGCACGCGCAAGAAGAGGGGCGAGAAAGAGGAGACGGAGUACGAAUACAGCGGCAGCGAUGAGGAGGACGAGAACCGCGGCGAUGAGCGGGAGUCGAGCAGUUCGAUCCUCAACGUGCCGGGCGAGUCCACGCUGAGGCGGGACUUCCUGCGGCUGCAGCAGGAGAACAAGGAGCGCUCCGAGGCGCUGAAGCGGCAGCAGGCCCAGCUGGCCGCCCAGCGCCGGGACCCCGAGGAGCACAAGAGGCAGCUCCUCCACGACCGGCAGAAACGCAUCGAGGAGCAGAAGGAGCAGCGCCGGCGCCUGGAGGAGCAACAGCGAAAGGAGCGAGACAUGGCGAGGCAGCAGGAAAAGGGUCCCCACCGGAGACUCGACGACAUGCGACGGGAGGAGGACAGGAGGAUGGCCGAGAGGGAGCAGGAGUUCAUCAGACACAAGCUGGAGGAGGAACAGCGGCAGUUGGAGAUCCUUCAGCAGCAGCUCCUGCAGGAGCAGGCUCUGCUCAUGGAGUACAAGCGCAAGCAGCUGGAGGAGCAGAGGCAGUCGGAGCGGCUGCAGAGGCAGCUGCAGCAGGAGCACGCCUACCUGGUGUCCCUGCAGCAGCAGCAGGACAAGAAGCCCCAGCUUUACCACUACAACAAGAACCUGGAGCCCAACAACAAGCCCGCCUGGGCCCGCGAGGUGGAGGAGAGGAGCAAGCUCAACAGACAGGGUUCUCCCAAGAUCUGCACCACCGUCUCCGACACGGCCAUCCAGUCGCGCUCAGACUCCAUCAGCCAAUCAGGAGGGGGCCAGGCUGCCCAGACCCCGCCCAUGCAGCGGCCCGUGGAACCUCAAGGAGGGCAGGGCAAGUUCCAGAUGGCCCACCUGGUCCCUCUCAAGCCCUACGCCGCCCCCGUGCCGCGCUCACAGUCCCUCUGCGACCAGCCCACUAAGACCAUGUCCGCGUUCCCCACCCAGGACCCCUCCCUCGCCCCCUCCCCCCGCCCCACGCACUCCCGCGAGCUGGUCCGCCAGAACUCGGACCCCACCUCGGAGAACCCCGGCCCGCUGGCGCACCACCCCAUCAGGGAGGACCGGGGUCCCUGGAUCCGCCUGCCCGACGUGGAGCUGCCCCCCAAGAUCCCACAGAGAACGGCGUCCAUCGCUGCAGCGCUCAACGCAAACCUCUCCUCUGGCAUCCGGCAUCCAGUUAGAGCCAGCAACCCAGACCUGAGCCGCAACGAUCGCUGGGAGAGAGGGGACAGCAUGAACCUGGUGUCCAACCUGCCCCAGACCGGCUCGCUGGAGAGACACCGCAUCCUCAGUUCUUCUAAGAUGGACUCUCCCAUUCUUUGUCACGACGGACGCCACAAAGCGGGGGAGUCUCGCACCUCCUCUCGCCCCAGUCGCCCCGCUGACCAUGGCCUGUAUGCGAAGGAGCGCGCCGAGGAGCAGCCGCGGCCCCCCGUCAAGGCCAACGACUACUCGUCGUCCUCGGACAGCAGCGAGAGCAGCGAGGAGAGCGAGAGCGGAGAGGGGGCCGAGGAGGGGGAGAGCCCCACUGACCGUCACAGGGACGGGGACACAGACUCUGUGAACACCAUGGUGGUUCACGAGGAGGAGGAUGAGGAGGAAGAGGAGGGCGAAGGGGGAGAGGGGGAGCAGGCGGGGGGCUACGGGGACCAGACCAUGCUGGUGCAGAGGACCCCAGAGAAGCGGAGCCACAAUGGCUACACCAACCUGCCGGAUGUGGUGCAGCCCUCCCACUCGCCCACCGACUCUGCCGGCCAGUCCUCCCCCGGGAAGGACUCUGUGUACGACUACCAGUCCCGGGGCUUGGUCAAGGCCUCGGGCAAGUCCUCCUUCAUGACCUUUGUGGACCUGGGGAUGUACCAGUCCACUUCGGGCACCGGAGACACCGUCUCUGUGGGAAGCAUCGGCUCCAGGUUCGAGCAGCUGAAGAUGGAGGUAAGGAAGGGCUCCAUGGUGAACGUGAACCCCACCAACACGCGGCCCCACAGCGACACGCCCGAGAUCCGCAAGUACAAGAAGAGGUUCAACUCGGAGAUCCUCUGUGCCGCUCUGUGGGGUGUGAACCUGCUGGUGGGCACAGAGAACGGCCUCAAGCUGCUGGACCGCAGCGGCCAGGGGAAGGUCUACCCUCUGAUCAACUCCCGCCGCUUCCAGCAGAUGGACGUCCUGGAGGGGCUCAACCUGCUCAUCACCAUUUCAGGCAAGAAGAACAAGGUGCGCGUGUACUACCUGGCCUGGCUGAGGAACAAGAUCCUGCACAACGACCCCGAGGUGGAGAAGAAGCAGGGCUGGACCACCGUGGGGGAGAUGGAAGGCUGUGUGCACUACAAAGUUGUGAAAUACGAGCGGAUCAAGUUCCUGGUGAUCGCCAUGAAGAACGCCGUUGAGGUGUACGCAUGGGCGCCCAAGCCUUAUCACAAAUUCAUGGCCUUCAAGUCCUUCGGGGACCUCCCUCACCGGCCCCUGCUGGUGGACCUGACCGUGGAGGAGGGCCAGCGGCUCAAGGUCAUCUACGGGUCCUGCGCCGGCUUCCACGCCAUCGACGUGGACUCUGGGAACAACUACGACAUCUACAUCCCUGUGCACAUCCAGAGCCAGGUGACCCCCCACGCCAUCGUGUUCCUGCCCAGCUCUGACGGCAUGGAGAUGCUGCUGUGCUACGAGGACGAGGGCGUCUACGUCAACACAUACGGACGCAUCAUCAAGGACGUGGUGCUGCAGUGGGGCGAGAUGCCCACCUCCGUCGCCCACAUCUGCUCCAACCAAAUCAUGGGCUGGGGGGAGAAGGCCAUCGAGAUCCGCUCGGUGGAGACGGGACACCUGGACGGCGUGUUCAUGCACAAGAGGGCCCAGAGGCUCAAGUUCCUGUGUGAGAGGAACGACAAGGUGUUCUUCGCCUCGGUGCGGUCGGGGGGCAGCAGCCAGGUGUACUUCAUGACCCUCAACAGGAACUGCAUCAUGAACUGGUGAAGGGGGCCCCCCAGGGGAGGAGCUGCCGAAGGGGGCCGAGACCCCGUCCUCAUGUAACGUCUCCUCCCCAACACACACACACACACACACACACACACACACACACACACACACACACACACACACACACACACACACACACACACACACACACACACACACACACACACACACACACACACACACACACACACACACACACACAAAUUGAGCGUAAAACUUCUCAAAAAUACAUUUCAACCUCCCUCCCGAGACCCUUGACGGAAAGAGAAUCAGGCCCCUACUAGGGGCCGUUAAACGUGGCCCCCGACCGGCAUCCAUGUGGAAUCAAGUCAUGUAAAUAGUUCUCCUGACGCCUCUGUUCGGUUCUCUUUUGAAGUCACUCGUUAUUGAGUUGUAUUCGUUUUUGUUCUGUUAGGACAUUCCUCGGUGGCUGUGUGUUUUGAAGGGAGGAGCUUUAUAUGAAUGUGUGGAGAUUAAAAUUGUAAAUACACGUUUCCUUUUUGAGAUCUGAGUGGCUCGCACACCGUUGUCGUAGUCGACGGUUUUUACAGGGAACCAAAACAGGAAGUAUCGCGUGCAGCCGAACAGUGAUUGGCCCGGGCAGCGGGCCGUAGUUUGAACCCCCCCCCCCCCCAAGUGCACGGUUGGGGGGGGACUUCAGUGAAAUAAAUCGGUACAAAUAUUACAAGCUGGGGAGUUUCAAGUAGCCUGCUGUAUCCGAGAUGUUAAUAAGUCAUCUGACGUCGACGGGUAAUAUAUCCAGCCGUCGGGCGUUCUGUUUUGGCUUUUCUUUUCUUUUCACUGACCUCUCUUCUGAGUCUGAAUUGCAAACAAGGCGAUCUUUCAAACGCUGGCUGCUGCGGAGCCCCGAAUGCUUCAGCACACACACUUGAAAGAUGAAUAUCAAAAUAAUCAUCCAUAUUCACACACGAUUAAAGAGUAGUUUAGCAUUUCCAAAAGAAUGAGACGUUAUGUUUGGCUGUGAUUUCUUUACAUAGGGUUUUGAGCUGAAGUCCUUUCCUGGAAUUCUCCGGAUUGUAUCUAAACUUUCUUUUGUUGUCGUAGAUUUACAAGGAUACCUGCAAUGAUUGAAUAUUUAUAUGUAGUGAUUCUGUAUUGGUAUUAGCCUACUGAUAUUCUUGAUUUUAAUCUACUGUAAUGAUAUUGCUAUCAUAAUGCAAUAUAUGCUAUUGGUGUGGAUUAUUUUGCUUGACAAGAAACGACCGCUUUCAUAAAAUACAGAACAGACGUCUCUGCGCGAGACAAACUGACUUUUGGGGACGGAGAGAUACUUUAUGGUUCAAAAUUGUUUUAACAAAUUUCUACAACGAUCUAAUCUAUAUCGUGUUUCAGUUUCCUUAGAUCAAGUCGAUAGCGUGGAUUUUGUAUGUGUUGGUUGAGGGUUGCAGUAGUAGAUGAGUGUAAUCACGAGUAACAUUUCUCAUACUCCUGUCUUUUCUCCGGCUUUGUAAUACUGCGACAGAAGACUUUCCUUUGAGGAACUCUCCAGAACAAGACGUGUGUGUGUGUGUGUGACUCGGGUGCGGUUGAGUCCAUGACACUGUCCGUUAUCGAGGUACCAAUUAGUUUCUGGGCCACCAAAGGCGUAGGUUAUAUUCUGGCAACAAGCAGACUCGUGUUAUUGAUCACAAACUAGAAUUCCUUUCAACACUUUGAAAAUACUUGCCAUGGCAUAUAAGAAAAUAUAUUUGUUUUGCUAGGAAUACACCCGUGAAAUAAUGUUGUGCGUUAUCAGAAAAUUAGGUGCAAGCUUUUACGUUUCUGAAAGGAAUCUCCGCUUUGUGAUGAAUACAGAGGUGUUCAAGGAGAUGUAGUCAACAAUAAUAUUCCACGUGUUCAGGGCAAAGUUGAAAGAUAAUGAGGUUAAAAUAGCUUAUAUUACAAAAAAGUAAAUGAAAUGCACUUUCACUUUAAAACCAUAUAUAUAUAUAUCUGUAUAUAUCUAUAUAGAUAUAAAUAUAUAUAAAAAAUAAUAAGCUUUCAUGUUUCGAUGACCCGCUGAAUCAAAGGGGUGUAACGCACCCCCGCUCCAGAAUGUGCUUCAGUCCUUAAUAUCCAAUAUGUGCCAUGACUUUCGGUUCAAGCGUCAUAGUUAGCAUUUACAUAGCGGCAAUCCUAAAGCAAUCCUAAUUCAAGCCUCAUUUCUAAUCCUCGUCUGCCAUGUUUACAGUCUUAGCAGUGCCUUGGAGUUAGGAAGAAUGGGGGUCUGCGGUGUAAGGAAGACUUUUUAUCCCCUUCCCUUACUAGGAGCGCCAUGAUGAGGGAAUGCACCCGGAACACAGGGCUGCUCGUGGGAAUGGUGUCCUGUACUUAGUAAAGUGCACUUAAAAAGAACAGCAAGGAACAGAAAGAGAGGGAAUUAAGAUUGUUUGACAAUGUCAAAUCAAUAAAUACAAUAUACCUGAAUAUAUAUAUAUAUAUAAUAUACAUAGAAGUAAAAAAUGAAAUGUAGUUAAAAUAGGGGAUUUGUGUGAAGGUUGUCUGACGGUUUAAUUGCUCUUCAGAAAGGUGUGAAACAAGUUAAUUUACGUUCAGAAGAAAAAAGCCAUAGAUGGAAAACAUUGUCGGUUAGUUUUUGUGCUCAAAGAAAUCGAGUACAAAUCGGAUGUCGUAUUUUUUUGUAGAUACUUGGUCUCGAUGUAUAACAAAGACAAUGGUUAUUCUUUUAUAUUGUUGAUGUUUAAUCAUAAGUUAGGAAAAUUGCGUUAAUAUAUUCUAAACUAUUUUGUUAAAGCAUAUGUAAAUUAGCCUAUAUAACGAGAGAAGGAAAACUGAUAUACAUAUAUGAAACAGAUUUGUAUUUGUAUAAAACUAUGUGUGGUUAUAUCAAUGCAAGCACAAUGUAUUCUAAAGCAGUGGGAGCAAAGCUAUAUUGGACUAUACCCAAUCAGAGAAGAGACGACGUGUGUCUUGGAUUUUUAUUGGCUGUAAACAGAUCUUGGGUGUCAUGGUGAGACUCAUUCCUUCAAAGACACAAAGCCAUGUGGAUUAUUGUUAUCAUUGGGCAAGGAUACUUUGGUGAUGUCUUUGUGUUCAAUGAGGUCAACGUUGUACUUUGAAUGAAGUUCAGACUUAACAAAAAUAAGGUUAAGACUUUGUGCUUUUCAAUUUUUGUCAUUAUUCAGGGUUUGGGUAUAAGAAUGUCAUUAGAUGUUUUUUUUAUCAAACAUGUCACCUAAAAAAAAAAUUGCCAUUGAAUUAGAAUCAUUCUGAUGGUUUGCUACGAUAGUAAUAAUAAAAAAUUAUCUGUAUUGCUUUUUCUGAAUUCAUUAAAAAAUAAUCUUUAACGCCCACUUGGUUGAAUGUGGAAAUGUCUGCAUGUUUUGAUGUCACUUUUUAUAGAAGCCUUUCAUUAAAAUGUAAACCGUCAACAUAGUCGCCCUCUACUGUUCGAGCUUGCAACUGCAUUAUAAACUUUGUUGAAUGACGUCAACGUGUCAUCUAGGCCUAUUCCAAUGGAUUCUGUCUUUGAGAACUUCCAUAUCCCAUACGAUGCGGUUUUUCCGUUUCCAAAGCUUCCAAAAAAUGCGGUUUCCCACGUGGCUCAUUGCCGCACCAAAUCCAAUAUUUGAAUUGCACUUUACAAACUUUUUCAAAUUCAAAGCCCAUUGUAUGAAGAGAGAUUAUGUAUAAAUAUGGCAAAGGCUCUUCUACAUAUCAUCAAAGCUUCAAGAUGAACAUGCUACAGUGUUUGUGAUCCAUGCCUAUCUUAAUCUGAAGGCCAGGAAGGGGAAGUCACUAUGGCAGGUGGGGCGGUGUGGUAGGCCUACAGAGGGAUUUUAAAAAGCAAUAUUAGUGGUGUUUUAAAAUAUAUAUUUAUCCCAAUUUGGCUGUCCAUCUCUGUAUUACCCUCUGGAUCGUGUGUGUCUGGUGGUCUUCGACAGACUGUGUGUAUGCAGGUCCGUUCUGUACUGUGUUUUGCUAUUAACAUCGAGAAAUCGCUUAUUAUUAUGGUCCGUCGCUAAAUAAUAAUACAAUCACUCAACGAUUUGGGAUGCCUGUUCUAGGUUUUGCUUUUAUCGAAGGAGAUCGCAGAGGUUGCCUUUAUGACGUAUGAGAGUCGAAACACGGGGAGCGGUUUAUGGUUGUAGAGAGAGCGCGUUUCAGCAUAUUAAAACGAAGCGCUCCUCUCCGUUGAGUUGUGUUUAACUCUGAAACCACGAACGCAGCUGUUCCUGAUGACUGCCGGUCAGGGAGGACGCAGGAAAAUGUCAUCUUUAUUAAGAACUUUUCUUCUUUCUUUUUUUUUUUUACAUCUUUGCAAUGUUAUAGUAUGUGUGUAUGUUUGUGUGUCUGUGUUACUUGUGAAAGGUUAACUCAAGAUUGUAUUUCAUAGACUGAACUUUCAAGAUUGUGUUGAACUCAUUAAUGUCUUAACACAGAAAUGUUUGAAAGAAAUAAAAUCAAUUGAUCUCAAUUAUGGGGGCCUCUCUUGUUUUUAGUGUAAUUAAGUAUUUCAAAUCAUGAAUGCUCGAUAUCAUCAAACAUGCUUAUUGAAUAUCUACCCACACCUAAGUUAUUAUUAGAUAAUGAAAUUGUUCCUUUAUGGAAUUUUUAAUGAAAAUACGUUUUAGAGCUGAUACCCCAUAAACAUUUCUGGUGAUUUGUAUCGUUGCAAUCUAUAAAAUGUGUCUCGAGGAAAAAUAUGAUAAAAUCUAUGGCGAGUUCAGAAUAUGGGGAACACUUAGAUAUAUUAUAAUAUAGGCCUACUGAAUAUAAGAGUACUGCUAGUGCUACUAUCGACCUCUAGGGGUCGACAGAGUGGAAAAUAUUUUAGCGAAGCAUUUGUAUUUGAAAUUAAAUUGAUAUUUGUAUUCACAGAAACGUUAUACAUUUCUAGUCAUUUUAAAACUG